Messenger RNA from Salarias fasciatus (jewelled blenny), 1004 nucleotides. Its product is annotated as bolA-like protein 2. Bases 101 to 361 code for a protein of 86 amino acids. The record is from RefSeq and is a predicted model, not a curated record. Lineage: Eukaryota; Metazoa; Chordata; Actinopteri; Blenniiformes; Blenniidae. The transcript has 3 exons. Gene Ontology annotation, molecular function: 2 iron, 2 sulfur cluster binding. Gene Ontology annotation, biological process: intracellular iron ion homeostasis; protein maturation. Gene Ontology annotation, cellular component: nucleus; cytosol.
UGAAAUCAGCAACAAAUUCCCCAAAAACCGAGGUGUUUCAUGUGUCUCUCAAUCUGAUACGAUUAUCUUCACAGUGUUUGAGUUUUACUUCUAUAAAAACAUGGCAAUAACUGCUGAUCACAUCCGGGAUAAACUCAUGAAAGAGCUCCCGGCGUCACAUGUGGAUGUGGAGGAUACGUCUCCUAACAGAUGUGCUGCCAGCUUCAAAGUCCUGGUGGUUUCAUCGCAGUUUGAGGGAAAACCACUGCUGCAGAGACACAGGAUGGUGAACACGUGUCUGGCCGAGGAGCUGAAGGAGAUUCAUGCAUUUGAACAGAAGACGCUGACGCCGGAACAGUGGGAGAAGCAGAAGUCUCAGUGAGAUCUGUCUCGCUUCAUUCCCUGGAGUUUAGCACUGUUACCAUCAAACACAUCUGAAAACUUCUCCUCACUUUAAAGAGAUGCUGUCACAGAAAACCACCAUUAAAAUACUUGAUUGUGGAUUUUGGUGAGUGAAUGAUGAUGUUGGGGGUCUUGGUCUCAAAGCUUGAAUCUUGAAAACAGACAUACUGUUGCGGUGCUCAGUACCAGUAAACCAUGGAUUUUGAUUUCAUAGUGACUCUUUUCUGUAAUGAAAUUGUUUUUGAAUCUAGUAAAUGUUUUCUAUUAAGAGUAAAUAUGUUAUGUGUGAUAAUACUGAUGUACUUUCCAAUCUAAUACCAAAUCAAACCAUCAAUGGCUACCCAUACCGUGUAGUAAAGUAAUAUGAGGGUAACCCUGAACUAUUGUGGUAAGAGGAAGGAGUAAGAGGUAUUUGAUUUUAAAUUUGGAGCUAUUGAAGACACCAAGAGGGCAAACAGAAUUUGUGGAUUCAAUGAAAAAUGUCAAAAACAUGCAGUUAAAUUUUAAAGGCUAUAAUACCAGAAACUCAAUGAUCUGAGGGCCCUGCUUCAGAGAAGAGUGGUGAGAGGUAGAACCAGGUCCAGGGUGCAUUGCAUGCUUCUACUUAAGUGCCCUCCUCUCAA